AUGGCCAACAUCAACUGGCGGACAAUCAACAUUGACGCCUUGGAUCCCGACAGCCCCGCCAACUUCGACCUAAGCUCCCUCACGCCCGCCGUGCAGCCUGUGUCGACGGCCGAUGUCCAAAACAAUGCCCAGCAAUUACGGCAACUGCUCCGUGGUGGUGACAAUGAGGGAGCCCUCCUAGGAGCGCUGGAGAACCCACCAUAUGGCGCAGACGACAAGGGAAAGGAAGCCCACCUUGCGACCGUCAUCGAGAUCCUACAAUCCAUACGCGCGUCGGACAUGUCACCAAUGCUGAGCCGGAUAUACGGUGCACCAGGCGGAACCGAGGCAUUGGACGUCCUGAUGAAGUACAUCUACAAAGGCAUGGCCCAUGCUACACCUGCAACCACCAAACGCGACAUCACCCCCCAACCGACCGGUUUCUCUCAAGUUCAUACCCGUGGCGGCGGCGAAGGUGGUGGCCAAGCAAUGAGCGUGCUCCUCAGCUGGCACGAGAAGCUUGUGGAGAUAGCGGGCCCAGGCUCCAUCUCUAGGGUCAUGAGCGAUCGCCGUACGGUUUGA
Molecule: messenger RNA, 561 nt
Organism: Alternaria postmessia
Lineage: Eukaryota; Fungi; Ascomycota; Dothideomycetes; Pleosporales; Pleosporaceae
Exons: 4
Coding region: 1-561 (186 amino acids)
Biological process (GO): regulation of actin filament polymerization; Arp2/3 complex-mediated actin nucleation
Cellular component (GO): actin cytoskeleton; cytoplasm; Arp2/3 protein complex
Molecular function (GO): actin filament binding
Source: RefSeq, a predicted model, not a curated record